Chlorocebus sabaeus (green monkey) is the source of this 1433-nucleotide messenger RNA. It is a transcript of the gene SH2D7, whose product is annotated as SH2 domain containing 7. Gene Ontology annotation, cellular component: cytoplasm. The record is from RefSeq and is a predicted model, not a curated record. NCBI's taxonomy places the organism in Eukaryota, Metazoa, Chordata, Mammalia, Primates, Cercopithecidae.
AUGGAGGACAGCCUAAAGCAGCUCAGCCUGGGGAGAGAUCCUGAGGGGGCAGGGGACAGCCAGGCCCUGGCUGAGCUCCAGGAGCUUGCCCUGAAGUGGUUCAUGGAGACACAGGCCCCCUUCAUUCUGCAGAAUGGUGCCCUGCCUCCCUGGUUUCAUGGAUUCAUCACCCGCAAGCAGACGGAGCAGCUACUCAGGGACAGAGCUCUUGGUUCCUUCCUUAUCCGCCUCAGUGACCGAGCCACCGGCUACAUCUUGUCCUACAGGGGCAGCAAUCGUUGCCGACAUUUUGUCAUCAACCAGCUUCAAAACCGGCGUUACAUCAUCUCAGGAGACACCCAGAGCCACAGCACCUUGGCUGAGCUUGUGCACCAUUACCAGGAGGCACAGCUUGAGCCCUUCGGAGAGAUGCUGACUGCUGCCUGCCCCCGGCCAGAGGACAAUGAUAUGUAUGAUGCCAUCACCCGGGGCCUCCACCAGACCAUCGUGGACCCAGAAAACCUGCCUGCCAUGGUAUCCCCCACAGUGGUCCCAGACAAGGCCGCCAGCCCCCACUCAUCUCCAAAGCCCCAGGUCUCCUUCCUCCAUGCAGAGAAGAGUCUGGAUGUGAGUCCCCGGAACCUCUCCCAGGAGGAAAGCAUGGAGGCUCCCAUCAGAGUGCCCCCACUCCCUGAGAGGAGUUCCUCCCUCCUGGAAGAGUCUUUUGGAGGCCCCAGUGACAUCAUCUAUGCAGACCUGAGGAAGAUGAACCAGGCACGGCUAGGCUUGGGCACAGAGGGGUCCAGCAGGCAUGCACCAGUUCCAGCUGGCAGCCAGGCCUACUCCCCAGGCAAGGAGGCCCAAAGGAGACUCUCAGAUGGAGAACAGAAUAGGCCUCAUGGCCUGGUGCCUGUCCUCUCUGGGGUGAGCCCAGACCAGGGUCCCACAGAGUCUCCCACUUCCUGGGGGUGUUCUAAUGCCAUGGGAUCCCUGGGGGCCACCUGGAGGCAAGAGUUUCCAAAGCUGAGCCAAGAGGCUCAGCCCUGCUCCCAGGGCAGCUCUGCAGAUAUCUAUGAGUUCACUGGGACACACGGCCCCCUGCAAGAGGCCAGGGACACACCAGACCAAGAAGGCAGUACCUAUGAGCAGAUCCCAGCUUGCUGGGGUGACCCAGCCAGGGCCCCACAUCCUGGGGCCAGUCCCACAUCUAGCCCAUGGGUACAUGGGCCCAUGUACCAUGGCUACAAGAGGAUCUCAGGGCCCCCAGGGCUCCCAGAGCCUGGGAACACCUAUGAGCAGAUCCCAGCAACCAAGAGCAAGGAGACUGGACGGAUGCACAAGGUGAGCUCCAUGACGGGAUGGGGCGGCUCCCAGCCCUUAGAGAGCACCUGGUGGUAAGAGACAACCUGUAGCCCCCAGGCAUAGGCAGGUCAGGUCACCGCCACUGCGUGGAA